Molecule: messenger RNA, 817 nt
Organism: Archocentrus centrarchus (flier cichlid)
Lineage: Eukaryota; Metazoa; Chordata; Actinopteri; Cichliformes; Cichlidae
Product: V-set domain-containing T-cell activation inhibitor 1-like
Exons: 4
Coding region: 1-453 (150 amino acids)
Biological process (GO): cell surface receptor signaling pathway; cellular response to lipopolysaccharide; positive regulation of T cell proliferation
Cellular component (GO): external side of plasma membrane
Source: RefSeq, a predicted model, not a curated record
AUGGGGGCAGUGUUGCCUCCUCUGUCUGCCACUAACAACAAUACCAAUGAAGAAGAAAUUCCUGAGGUGUACGCAGUGGGAACAGUUACAUGUUCUGUCGUGCUGCCAUUUAAAGCUGAAGUCAGCAACCCUGAGGAUGUGACAGUGGAGUGGAAACACAAAGACAAGAAAGUCCACGAGUAUCAGAGAGGACAAAACCAGUCUCACAUACAAGGACGCUCAGAGAUGAAGACAGAGCAAAUAAAUACUGGAGACCUCAGUCUGACCCUGAAACACCUCCAACUUACUGACAGUGGAGUCUACACCUGCACCGUCUGCAACAAGGAUGGACUCAUGCUGCUACAGGAAGUAUUCAGUCUCAGAGUCGAAAGGUUCAGUCUCUUCAAUCCUUCUACGUGGCACAAGAAGAAGUAUCCACAGGACGGUCCAAAGACUUCAGGAGGAGACGUGUGAUGAAGUCAGCAGUAUCUCUACAUUCAGAGAGAAAUCUGUGACCAACCAACACGUACAUUCCUCUGAAUAGAUGAAGUAACUGGGUCUGUAUUAUCUGCCAUUUAUUUCUCAUCAUCCUCUGAGAUUGUAAUUCCUAAUAUGUGACUGUAUGUGUGACUGAGAUAUUUCAUAUUUCUGUAUCAGUGAUGUUUUUAAAGCAUGAAUUUCACACUGAUUUAAAUGAAGGUUUCAAUCAGAGCCUCCAGAGAAUCCUCUGAUGAGCCAUCAGGCUGGAAGACUUCAUUUCAGCUUUCUAACAAUAAAGCAGUGUCAUCAGCUAACUGUGAGAUUGUUGUGUGUCUGCCAUCAAAGCUGCUGCCUUUAA